CAGAAGAGAGAGAGAGAGAGAAGAAAGGCAUGAUGAGAAGAGAAGAAGAGGAGGAGGAGGAGGAGAUGGUUAAGAAGCAGCCUGCAUGGCUGCAAAGUUUAAUGGCGGAAACAUUCUUUGGUGGUUGUGGGGCCCACCUUAAUCUCAGAAAAAAUGAAAAGAAUAUUUUCUGCUUAAUUUGUUGCCUCAGCUUCUGCCCUCACUGUCUCCCUUCUCAUCAUCCCUCCCACCCUCUUCUCCAGGUGAGGAGAUAUGUGUACCAAGAUGUAAUCAGAUUGGACGACCUGGAAAAGCUCAUUGACUGUUCCUACAUUCAGCCGUACACAAUAAAUAGUGCCAAAGUGAUAUUCUUGAACGAAAGAGCACAAAGAUCUUCUUGCAAGGGUUCUUCAGCUGCUGCUGCUGCUGCUAACAAUUGUUUCACCUGCGACAGAAUUCUUCAGGACCCAUUCAAUUUCUGUUCCCUCUCUUGCAAGGUGGAUCACAUGGUAUAUCAUGGGGAGGAUUUAUCAAGCAUCUUGUACAGGUUUGAUGGAUCUGAUUUCUCCAUCUCUCAAUUUGAAGGCCUGAGAAUGGACGUUUCAGACGAUGGCCAAGUCACACCCGACUCCAUACUGGAGGAUCCACUUGAUCAGUACGGAUGCUCCGAUUACGCAAAAACGGAUCAUUCUGGAAGUUUCAACGGAUCGGGAAUUACGAGAAGGAAGUCCAAGAACAAAAGUGGUGGAUAUGGAAUCCCUGGUAUUGUGAUCUCUUUGAGCAGCAGAAGAAAAGGAGCUCCCCAAAGGUCUCCUCUUUCCUGA
This is a messenger RNA of Erythranthe guttata (spotted monkey flower), 803 nucleotides long. Its product is annotated as PLATZ transcription factor family protein. The record is from RefSeq and is a predicted model, not a curated record. NCBI's taxonomy places the organism in Eukaryota, Viridiplantae, Streptophyta, Magnoliopsida, Lamiales, Phrymaceae.